GGCCUUCGAAGUAAAGGAUGAUGGAGCUUGACAGAGAUGACUGCCAAAGUGAUGAGUCCACCGUGGAAGAUGAAGAUGACGCCACGUAUUCACUUGGUGACCUGAGUUGUGGGGAUGUUCAGCUGUGGGCUACAGAUCGAUGUAAGAGUGGUAGUGCCAUCAUGGUGUACAGGCCUAUGGAAGGUGCAGUGAUCCAUGGAAUUUGCAAACUGCUGACAAUCAGACAGGCGAGUGUUACUGAGGCGACGGAGUCAUUCCUGCAUGUUAUUACGACACGGUUACAGAAGGCAUCAGGUACUGCAAAUCUGCUACGCCAGGAAGUGUGCCAGCUGAAGGCAUGCAAGGGUGCUGAUAUUUCUCAAGCAUGGCAACAAAUGCUGUCCGUCAUCGCAACAGCUAUUCCCGAAGUGAAAAUCAAUUGUGAAGAUUUGGAAGUUACAUCUGCAGUGCUAGCGAAUCUGAUAAGCUACCUGCAUGCCACGGCUGCCGCUGCUAUCAGGAAAGCGUCAAUAGCACCAUCCAAAGCUGCUGAAGCCAUCCCCGAACCGGUGAUUGACAAUUUGUCUCACCUUGCUGAAAAGUACCAUGGUGGUUGGUGCUUGGUGGCCGUGCGGCGUGAGCUGGAAGGAGCAAGGUGUCGCAACGACAACUUGCUGCAGCUUAUACCUUUAUUUGGCAAGGAUGCCGUGACAAGCCUUCAGCCUUGUUUGGAGAAUUUUGGAGCCAUUCUCCAAACAUCUGAGCAUCAAGCGUUGCCCAGAAAUGACCAACCGCUCAGUGACCAUGGCUAUGCAGCACCCAUAGCUGCAACACAGCAUGAAGAGCAGAAGCAUACGUUUGUACUUGUGCCUGCUGCAUGCUCCUUGUUUCACCAGCUUAAUUUAAUAACCCAUUCCCAGUUCCCCAGCAUGCUCAACACACACAAGCAACACGCCGUGAGUGCAAUGCAAGAGCACCUGGAAGCAAAUCUCCUCAUCCGCCAACUGUUUAAUGAUAUAGUCCAAGAUAAGAAUCGCAGUUAUGACUUCCUGAAACUUGUUAUCCGGUACUUCAUGAAGAGCAAGCAGAAGCAGCUUUUGAAGCAGUAUGGACUAUCGCCGGCUAACCAGUCGAUUGCAUUGCGCACAGGUUUGAGGCAGCAUGAAAAGAAAAAAGAAGCGUCUCCUCAGGCCCCACCAGCUGAAGGCAUCGUGCGGCAGAAACUGCGGAUGAACGAUGUGGAAGCUGCUGCUACAAUCCUCCGAACAGAAUCAAAGCCAGAAUCAUUAUUGGAAAACCUCACAGUUCUGCAGUUGUCAACCCUCAUGAAGUAUCUCGGAGGGACAUCAGGAUCCCGAUUUAACAAAGCCGAGAAGAUCACUCAAGUGACGAAGCUUCUGCAUCAUCCUGGGGAUUCCCAGCGGCAUUUGUAGAGGGGCUGGCGUUGUGUUGAGGUCUCCUCGAUAUUCAGCCCUGGCAAUUAUCGGCUCUCUCGAUGGCUAACACGACGGUCUCUAUAUCUUCACAGGCAUUUCAUGGAUUCUCUUGAUGUUCUGACUGAGUAUUAAUAACUCAACUACAUGCUCUGCAGUGCACGUGCGCAUACUGUGUGUGUAUGAUACUGUGAUAAGCGGUACAAGCAGUAUACAGGAUAUUGACGGGUAUUCACCUUGAGUGCAUUCGCCGAUAGUGUGACUUUCGUUGCACAGAACUUUGCUCAGUCGGUCAUGUGACUUGGUCUGGGUCGGAAGCUCUGUAUAAGACAAAAGAAGACAGAUAAAAACAACUGAACCAGUGAUAUGUGUAUGUGUGUGUGUGUGUGUGUGUGUGUGUGUGUGUGUGUGUGUGUGUGUGUGUGUGCUUCUGUGAUAAGUGGUAUAAGCAGUCCACAGGGUAUUCACCUUGAGUGCAUUCGCCGAUAGUGUGACUUUCGUCGCACAGAACCUUCUUCAGUUGGUCAGGUGACUCGGCGUGGCUCGGAAGCUCUGUAUAAGACAAAAUACGACACAGAUAAAAACAACUGAACCAGUGA
Sycon ciliatum is the source of this 2011-nucleotide messenger RNA. RefSeq lists its product as uncharacterized. The record is from RefSeq and is a predicted model, not a curated record. The transcript is spliced from 6 exons. Bases 18 to 1412 code for a protein of 464 amino acids. NCBI's taxonomy places the organism in Eukaryota, Metazoa, Porifera, Calcarea, Leucosolenida, Sycettidae.